This is a messenger RNA of Heterostelium album PN500, 294 nucleotides long. RefSeq lists its product as uncharacterized. The transcript has a single exon. Bases 1 to 294 code for a protein of 97 amino acids. Lineage: Eukaryota; Evosea; Eumycetozoa; Acytosteliales; Acytosteliaceae. The record is from RefSeq and is a predicted model, not a curated record.
AUGAGGUAUACAGUUAUAUUGACACCAUCAUCUGAUAUUAAUAAUGUAUCGACUGUUUGUGGAGAAGCAGAGUUUUUACAACUCUCAGAGCAACCAAAGGUUGACCAAUAUAUUUUCGAGUCUGGUUCAAUGGUCAAUUGGAAAGGUGAUUGGUUAGAUACAGAUGUAGAGGUAGCGAAAAUCGAAGUCCAGGCUGAAGAUGAUAGAGAACGACGUCUAUUUCAAUAUGGAAAGACUUUUGUCACCUACAACGAAGAAGAAAAUAAAUUUACAAUCAAAUAUAUUUAUCCUUAA